GUAUCAUUUGAAGGUAAUGGCGGCAUGUUGGUACAUGUUCCGAACAAGUAAUCGGUGAUUUUCAAAGAUUCAAAAGCUUAUGCGUAUGAUAUGCCCAAAGGCAACUGUUAAAAGAACAAAGAGAGCUCAUUCUUGAUAGGAAUCGAUGUAAAUAACUUUCAGUAACGCUGCGAGGAACUCACAUCGCAACGCAACUUUCAAAAAUUUACUUUGUGCUUGUCAAAAGGAAAUAUGCCUAAGUCUGAUGGGAAAUCCAAAAGGCCUUUAAUAGAUUCAGAUUCUGACGAUGAAGAUGAUCUAGAAGAACAAUUGCUCUCAAUUGCAAAGAAGCCAAAAAUGGCCGCUAGUAAAAAUGAGAAAAAUGACUCUGCAGCAAGUGAGAAGGGAGGGGAAAGUGAUUCUUCAGAUUCUUCCACAGAUGAUGAUGACGAGUGGACUGUUGAUUCAGAAAAGAGUGGAUCGAAAAGUAAGGAGAAGAAGAAAAAGUCUGUCGUUAGAAAAGAGAAGAACAAGGAGACAUCGAAAAGGGAGUCAUCAGAUGAUUCAAAAAGUGAGUCAGGGGAGAUAAGUGAUGAUGACGAACUUUCAGAAGGAGAACUUUCAGAAGACGAGUUGUCUGAAGGAGAAAUACCUGACUUUGACGACGGUUUGGACGAUAAUCUUGUUGGUGAUGAGGCUGACAGACGAAAGCUUGCCAUGAUGACAGAGAAGGAAAGAGAACAAGAGUUAUAUAACCGAAUGGAGAAGAGGGAAGCACUGAAAACGAGAAUGGAAAUAGAACAGAAAUUAAAGCUGGCAAAACGAAGAGGGAAAAAAGAGAAUAAGAAAGAACGAAAGGAAAAAAAGACUGUUCCAUAUCAUGAAGAAUUUUCAAGUAGUAUUGCCAUGAGAAAAGGUGAAAGAACAAGAUCAAAAUUAGAGGACAAAAAAGCGAAAGCGAUCGAUGAGCUGAAAGCCAAGAGAUCGGAGAAAAAGGACAAAAAAUCUGGUGAUGAUGUUUUAGAGAAAAAGGAAACAUUGAAGACUAGUGAUGUAUUUACUGAUGACGAGGAUGAAGAUCAGGAAAGUGAUGCAGCGUCCGGUGAAGAUUCGUAUGAAAUUGAAUCAGAUGAAGAAGUGCAGCAAGAAGAGAAACGACUUACAACGAAAGAAGAGCUUGAAAAGGCCAGACUGUCUAGACACAAGCUUGAACAAUGGGUUCAUUUGCCGUUUUUCAAGAAGGUUGUGACUGGAUGUUUCGUCCGCAUUGGAAUUGGAAGUCAUGAAGGCAGAGCAAUUUAUCGGGUUGCAGAAGUCAUGGAUGUUGUGGAGCAACAUAAGGUUUACCAAUUAGGUAAAACGCGAACAAAUAAAGGCCUAAAGUUAAGGCAUGGACAGCAGGAUCGUGUGUUUCGCAUAGAAUAUGUUUCGAAUCAAGGAUUCACUGAGUCGGAGUUUCAGAGGUGGAAAGAAGAGAUGAAUCUAGCGGGGCUUUCUUUGCCGUUGCUUAACGACGUAGACAAGAAGAGCAAGGAGAUCGAUGGUGCUAGAACGUAUAUGUACAAGGAAGAUGACAUUGAAGCGAUUGUUCAAGAAAAACAAAAAUUCAGAAAGAAUCCCUUUAAUUAUGCAGUAAAGAAAAACCAACUUCUUCGUAAGAAGGAAACCGCAGAGCAGUCUGGGAAUUACGAAGAUUUGCAAAAAGUCCGUCGUGAGCUUGAAGAUUUGGAGGAAAGGGCGUCAUUCCUUGACAAGAAGCGAAAUAAAAAUCUAAGUGCAGUCAGUUUUAUCAACGAAAGAAACAGAAAGAAAAACAUUUAUGAUGCAGAAAAAGCCGCCAUCGAAGAGAUGAGAACCUUUGAGAAAACUGACGAUCCGUUCACAAGGCGGAAAACUACGCCAAAAAUGGUCACACCCUUGACUUUGGCGAAGUCUGAGAUCCCCUCUGAAACACCAAAACAAGACUCAACGACAAAGAAGGAAAACCUUGACGGAAGCAUCAUCGACCCGAGCGACAUUCCAGACGAACAGCCAGACAGCCCUCUAACCAAAGAAAAGGUGAUAAUGUCUUUACUCUCGAUGCCAACAUCGGGUGCGACAGCAACAACGCCAGCGGACAAAGAAGAUUCCGAAGACCUCUUUUCAGCCCACGACUUUGACGUUCAAAUUGACAUGACUUUGCCAGAGUCAAGGCAAAUGACCCUAUCUGCGAAAUCAACGCCAACGCAAAAGGAGGGUGGACCAAGCCGAAGGUCGCUAAAUCUUGACGAGUAUAAGAAAAGAAAAGGAUUGAUCUAAGAAACGAAUAAUCCGAGAGGAGCAGAGAAGUUAUCUCGGAAAUUAUGGGGCUAUUGCAAGUGUUCUCAAGUUUCACUGGAAUGGGUUCUUUGAAAGUUAAAUGAAGUGUAAAUAUGUACGAUGGAAAUGAAAUGAUGUGGCAGUUUGUGCGUGCUCUAGUUUUAAAGAGGAACUAACUUCCGUUGAAUUCAAAAGGCAGGAACCUAAUUUGUGGCUCUCGAGCUAUUGUGUAUCGUGGUCGAUAUUGUGCUUUAAAUGUCAGACGAGUUUUGUCACAACGGUCCUUUGACAGUUCGAGUCAUGCCAAUCGCUAACGCGAUCUGUUUAAGGACUCUUGGAAGUUGGUUGUUGAUUGCUGAAACUAUACCCUACUGUUGUCAUUUUUUAUAAGGUAGCAACGUACACAAAGCCUUAGUUGAAAACCAGUAAGGUUUCUCGCUUCAGGAUUUAAUCAAUACAAAAAGGACCUUCCAUAAACCGUUCUCGUUUGACUAUAUAUUCAUAAAAAUAGUGAAAUUUGGUCCGACAAGAAGGAUUCAGUAUAGAUUAUCGACCUUUUAUUUUUUCGUGUAGCAGGACCUUAUCUUGUAUGAAAAAAAUCAAUUAUUAUGGUUUUAUAUUUUCAAAUCUUUUCUUUACAUGCAUGAUCGAGUUAUUGUGUAAUAACCUAUUUAGUUGUUGUCGCAAUAUAUUUUCUUGAAA
Rhopilema esculentum is the source of this 2979-nucleotide messenger RNA. RefSeq names its product RNA polymerase-associated protein RTF1 homolog. Gene Ontology annotation, molecular function: DNA binding; RNA polymerase II C-terminal domain phosphoserine binding. The record is from RefSeq and is a predicted model, not a curated record. Gene Ontology annotation, cellular component: Cdc73/Paf1 complex. Lineage: Eukaryota; Metazoa; Cnidaria; Scyphozoa; Rhizostomeae; Rhizostomatidae.